CAACCCACGACGAGACGCUCUCGCAGAUCAUCUCCUCGUUCUACUUCUCGUACUCCUUCGUCCUCGCCCGUCAUUCUCACCAUCACAUUUUGCCCGCAAUGAAGGGCCUCAAAGACUUCCGCAGAUCCCUCAACAAGGAUCGCACAUCGGGUGGCAGCAGACCAGGGGGAAGUGGUGGUAGCGGCAGCAGUGGCGGAACGUCAUCCAAUGCCCUCUCCAAUGUCAAGGGCGCCAUCUCUCAUCAACCUCCCAAGAUGGUCCUCAAAGCCAUUACCGACUACAAAUCACGCGCUCCCAAUGAGCUCGGCUUCACAAAGGGCGAUUUCUUUCACGUCCUCACGGAUCCACUGCCCAAUGCAGAAUGGAUUGAAGCAUUCAAUCCCAUGACGGGGGCGAGAGGGUUGGUUCCUGCUGGGUCAGUGGAAAUUGUCACCAAGAGCUCGAGGCCCGGCCAAGCAGGCGCAGCUGCUGCGGGGCCCUCGUCUUCACAAUCACCCGCGCAGAGAGCUGCGGGAGCUGCGAUGACGGCAAAGGGGGGAGGAGGGUUUUAUGCGGUCGUCAAAUACGAUUUUGAGGCGGAGAGAGAUGACGAGUUGGGGGCAAAAGCGGGCGAGUCGAUGAUCGUGAUUGCCCAGUCCAAUUUCGAGUGGUUCGUUGCCAAACCAAUUGGUCGAUUGGGAGGUCCUGGCCUCAUCCCCGUAGCCUUCGUUGAGAUCAAGGAUCUCGCAACGGGUCAGGUGGUCGACAACGUCGAAGAGCUCAUUUCUUCGGGCGUCGUACCCAAAGUCGAGGAGUGGAAGAAGAUGACAGCAGAAUACAAGAAGAACACGAUUCCGCUGGGACGCUUUGAUUUUGGAGGAGCACCAGCAGCGGCGAUGGGCCCGUCGUCAUCGCAGGAUGCUCUUGCAGGCGGCGUAGUUGAACCUGACGAGCCCUCACCGUCACUGCCACCCAAGGAUGACAAGUGGGGAUCCCCCUACCCAGAUGCUGCACAGUCGCAAGAACAGCUACCUGCUGGAAUGCCGCCUGGAGAGCCCUUGCCGGCGGGCAUCAUCACGUACGCUACGGUGGAUUCAUUUCAUUUCGAGCAGGGCGACUACUGGUUUCGCUUGCAGGCAUAUCACACGGCGGGGUGGUCUGUACAUGCGCCACCGACGGCGCCGCGCACGAUGGAGGGCGAGGACCGCGAUCUCAUACUCUAUCGUGAGUUUGCGACCAUAUCGACAUGCCGGGCCUUGCAUUCCGGCGCUAAUCUGCUUCAUUCACCCUGCUCCUUCGCCCCUCCCGCAGGAUUGUACGAAGACUUCUAUGAGUUUCAAAUUGCCCUCCUCGACCACUUUCCCGCAGAAGCUGGCAGACAACUCGACGAGAACGGCAAUCAAUCCGAGCGAAUACUGCCUCUCAUGCCCGGGCCCUUGGAUAAGGUCGACGACUACAUAACAGCGCAGCGACGAGGCGACCUGGACCAGUACAUAGCGGAGCUGACUCGCCUGCCAGAAUACAUCCUGCGGUCAGAGCUGGUACGCCUGUUCUUUGAGCCUCGGCCGGGAGAUCACUGCACGACGCAUGCGCCAGGGAUGAGGCCGAGGAGUGAUAGCGGGGGAUUGGGAAGGAAGGGGUCGGGUAAAGGAAAGAUGCCUGCACAGUUGGGCGGGGAUGACGUGGAGGAGGUGCGAUCACCUCAGCCGCCGUACGGGAACGGAACAGCCAAGUACUCGGAGGACGCAACCGUUGGCCCUCAUCACGACCGUUCAGCCAGUGUCAGCAGCCGUGCACCGGAUCUCGCUGGCAAGAUGGACUCUUUAAGCAUGGGAACCCGCUCCUCAGGCCACUCUGCCUCGAACAGCAGGAGUAGCGGUCCCGGUUUGCAACCUCCGCAUAGCUACAUGCAGCGCAACGCUUCGGCGACGACGGUGGAAACGCAAAACUCGCGCGGCUCUGAGGGCAGGAUGAGCGGUGGAGCCAUCUCAGCAGGAGGGCCUGGGGCUGCCUCGCCCUCCUUCAUGAAGAUCAAGAUCUUUCACCGCGCCAAUGACGAUUUGGUGGCUAUUCGGGUUCCGCCUAGCGUCACGCACGGGCAAUUGAUGGAGAAGUAAGUGCGAGCGCAACGUACACCCGCCCCAUUUGGUCGCUGACUUCCAUUCUUCUCUUCUCUCGCCAGGGUACGCGACCGGCUCGGCGCAGACAUCAACGUCCUGCGGUAUCGCGACGCCAAUCCUGAGCCCGGCGCAAGCGGUAUGGUUCGAAUGCACGACGACGAGGACCUCAGGGAAUGGCUUGCCUCAGGCGCCAAGCUCAAUCUCUACGCCGACCGGACGUGAUGGCUCUCGAACUCG
Jaminaea rosea is the source of this 2336-nucleotide messenger RNA. RefSeq lists its product as hypothetical. Gene Ontology annotation, cellular component: mating projection tip. NCBI's taxonomy places the organism in Eukaryota, Fungi, Basidiomycota, Exobasidiomycetes, Microstromatales. Gene Ontology annotation, molecular function: phosphatidylinositol binding; protein binding. The coding region runs from base 99 to 2096 and encodes 665 amino acids. Gene Ontology annotation, biological process: conjugation with cellular fusion. The record is from RefSeq and is a predicted model, not a curated record. The transcript has 3 exons.